This is a messenger RNA of Suillus bovinus, 1959 nucleotides long. RefSeq lists its product as uncharacterized. The record is from RefSeq and is a predicted model, not a curated record. Lineage: Eukaryota; Fungi; Basidiomycota; Agaricomycetes; Boletales; Suillaceae. Bases 418 to 1764 code for a protein of 448 amino acids. The transcript is spliced from 8 exons.
UUCCAUUCGCUUCUUAUUUAAACAGGCGCUAUGUAGCCCUAAUUCACUAUAGCUUGAGCGAGCGCUAAUCACGAGGCAGUACUAAUAUUUCCAGGACUGCCACUAGCAGAUGAGCUGAAAACUCGAGGCUGGCACUGCAUAACUACCUAGGCGACUAAAUUUACCAUGUCCCUGGGAAGGGAGGCGUGCUGCGGUAUUAAAUAAUAUACCGUGACGCAUCAGCCGUUGACUAAAAAAGCAGCUGCGCACAUGCAGGGCAUCCCAGUGUCCGUCUGGAACUGACACACCCCUUCGUGGCUGCGGCGAGUUCAUUUUUGUUUCAUAGUCGCCACGCUUUGGUCUUCCCUGCUUCCUUCUAUAUUACAUUCAAGUUCUUCAUCUUUCGAUUUCGCUGACUACGUCAGGUCCCCCCCUUUAAUGGCUCCGGAUACUUUGUGGAACACAUUUCGGAAAUUUCGUCGCGUUGUUCUCGCUCUUGCUUCAAUUAUUUCCUUGACAUGGAGCAUCAUCAUUAUCGUGUACAUGGCCAACAAUUGGUCAAGCUACAAUUCCGGCGAGCGCGGAUUUCUAUUCGCUCUCAUCGUUCUUGAUUUCGUUAGUUCGAUUUUAUUGUAUCUCAUGAUCGUCGUGAAAUAUCAAUUUUGGCCGGACGCUGCGCGAACCAUGGUACUUUUGGGUAUUGACGUCGCCGCUGCCGUAGUCUUCAUGAUUCUUAGCCCCAAGUUUCCCUGCAACGCUUUUGGCUCGACUGCAAAAUGCCAUAAUAUGACAAUGACAGUUGUCAUAGGAUUAUGGGUCAUUUCCGCACUGAUACUUCUGUAUGCCAUCUGGUUGCCUUUCGUGCAUUUUAUCCCUCGCACACCCAGCGCAACUCAAGCUGACGAUUCGGAGAAUCAGCUUGGCGUUUCGGAAGUCACGGAUGAUCUACGCAUGUCUCAUGCGUCGUCCGCGUCUCAAGCGUUUCUCUUCAAAAAUCAGGAGGGGAUGUCUCCUGAGUUCCCUCCGUCGGAGCUUCCGUAUCCGCCACAACAAACAACGGGCGAUGAUCACAUCGAAAUGGAGAUGCCAAAUGCUACUGUAGGCUACUCUCAUGUGUCUCCUCGGUCCAGCAUCGCGAGAACCAUUCGUGCUCCAGGCAUUCCCAACAGAAGCGCAUCUGGUUCAUCAUCUCCGCAACAAUACCCAAGCCCCCCGGAGCCUCUUCUGUCGUCCACUUUGCCCAACCCCUUCGUCGGCGAGACUUUGGAUGCUAAUCGUGAUUCAGUGGCCAGCAGCCUAUAUGGAUCAACUUGUGAAUUCCCCACAGUUUCCAUACCAAUUGCUGAGGCACCUCGCCGAACCCUCAGUGCGAUCACGGGAAGGUCGGUUUCAGUGUAUUCCCAAAGGACUAUACCUUCCCGUCUCGGAACUACAUCCCCUGCAACUACUAGGCAGACUAGUCUGCUGACAUCACCAUCAAUAUCGCGCUCCCCUGUCACCCUGUCUGUACAUUCCAUGAUGGCCAGUGUCCACGAUCACGCGGAGCAUCAGACUGCAGGAGGAUCAAAUGAACUCACGUAUGAACUUCACCUUUCUGAUGUUCCCACAAGAUAUUCUAGGGACGAGUUAUCCGAUUUUCCUCGGGACAUAGUGCAAGAUCCUGUCCAACAUCCCACACUAGUGCGACCCAGCUUGCAACAUGUUCGCACUGAUUCUACAAAUUCCAAUAUCGAUCCAGACGAGUGGAGGAGACUCGUGCUUAGCGCGGCUGGACGAGAACUAUGACAUAUUUAGAUUUGGACUUUCACUUACAAUAACCUACGAGAGCAUGGUCAUUUCAUGGCCUGCCCAUAUGACUCGGACUUGAGAUUGGGGCCCACGUACUUCGUAUCCAUGGUGCUACUAGUAGCUUGCCUUAAUGAUGACGUCGACUUACGCUAUAUUCACUUGUCAAUAGUUUCAAAUACUUAUGCUUGUCGA